This is a messenger RNA of Besnoitia besnoiti, 9600 nucleotides long. Its product is annotated as inositol polyphosphate kinase. Gene Ontology annotation, biological process: phosphatidylinositol phosphate biosynthetic process; inositol phosphate biosynthetic process. Gene Ontology annotation, cellular component: nucleus; cytoplasm. Gene Ontology annotation, molecular function: inositol hexakisphosphate kinase activity. The transcript is spliced from 7 exons. Bases 1 to 9600 code for a protein of 3199 amino acids. The record is from RefSeq and is a predicted model, not a curated record. Lineage: Eukaryota; Apicomplexa; Conoidasida; Eucoccidiorida; Sarcocystidae.
AUGAAUAUCAUCGAGGCGUACAGGCACCAGGUCGGUGGGCACUCGCGCUUGAUGAAGCCGCGGGACUCCUCGAAGGUCUACAAGCCUCUGAUUGAAAAUGAGUAUCGCUUCUACGAGAAGCUCUCCGCCCUGGGAGCCUCGAACGCCGAGUCCGGGCCUCUCCACAUUUUGAAAAAGUUCGUCCCGCACUACUACGGCGUCACAGAGGUCUGUCUCCGCGCGGAAUUCCAAAAAGUUGAGGAUCCCCCGGGCGCGAUCCGCACGCCGCUCCCUGACAGCAACGAACCCGUCGCCGCCGCCUCCGCAGCGCCCUCUGCGGCGGCUGCCGCGACGAAGGGCAGCUCAGAGAGGCCGCGCGAGGCUGCGGGCGCCGCCGAGCAAGGGAGAAGGGCUGAGGCCGCUGCGCCUGGGGAUCAAGAGCUGCAGGUGAGCAGGACGCCUGCGGCGGCGCGGCAGUGGGAGGCUGCGGCCGGCGGAAAAGGCAGCCAGUCAGCUGUCGGGUCGGGUUGUGGCUCGGCUGAGCCCGUCGAGGACGGAGGCGGCGAGUCGCGAAAGCGCUCGACGAAUCAUCGCGAUGAUCACAGGCGAGCCACAGACCAUGGCUGUGCGUUCGAGCCUCUGAAGGCGCUCGCGGAGCGCGACAACGACGCGCUCCUUACCGGCUUGCAAUGGUCGCUGACUUCGCCGCUUCCUUCGUCUUCAGAAGUUUCCUCCCUCCUCUCGCGCCCAAGCAGUUGCGCGCCAAGCUCUCUCUACGCUCAGGCUUCCUCGGAACCUGCUAUACCGGCCCCCUCGUCCCCCUUAGCGUCUGCGACCUCAGCUUCAUCGUCGGCUUCUGCUUCUUCGUCAUCUCCUGCUUCUUCUGCAUCGCUGUCUUCUUCCUCUUCGUCGUCCUCUGCGUCUUCAGCGUCGUCUGCUGCCGCUUCCUCUGCGGUGAAGUCGGAGCGAGGCUCGACAGUGAGCGGCCAGCUGCGGCACAUCGUGCUCGAGGACUUGGUCUACGGCUUCAAGAAGCCGUGCGUGUUGGACAUCAAGAUGGGAAAGCGCCAGCGGAAAGUCGGUGCUUCGCCCGAAAAAGAGAAACGGCAACUCGAAAAAAGCCUGAAAACCACAAGCCACGAGCUCGGCUUUCGUCUCUGCGGCUGCCAGUACUACAACAAGAAGACCGACACGCUGUGCUACCGGGACAAGUACUGGGGCCGGAAGCUCACCAAAGAGAAAGUCCCCAACGCGAUUAGGCAGUGGUUCUGGAACGGCUCCACGCUCUAUGUGGAGUUGAUACCCGUCCUGCUCGAGAAGCUCGACAUGUUUUACAGCUGCGUUGCGCAGCUGAAGCACUACCGCUUUUGGUCUUCCUCGCUUCUCCUGGUUUACGACGGCGGCCUGUGUGACCCGGAGGAGCGGAAGAACUCGCUCGACAUUCGCAUGAUCGACUUCGCCAACACAAUCUACCUCAGAGACAACCCCGCGCCGGACGAAGAGUAUCUUUUUGGGCUCCGAAACCUGAUUGGCGGCCUGCAUGCGCUGCUGACGUACGUGGCUGCCGGCCCCCCGGACGCCUGCAUGCAGCCCCCGCCGUGGCCUUCGUCGCCGCAGCCGUCCUCGGCGGCGACGAAGGCGGCGCUGUGUCUGUCAGCGGCAUCGCUAUCCGCCGCCUCGGUGUCGCCCGCAGCCGUGUCCGCUGCGACGCCGUCGACGCAGGCGAGCGGUUCCUCGCGAAGUCAGGGAACGACGGGCGCGCGAGACCCGGAGCGGGCGCGGCGCGACGGUCCCGAAACCCACAGCACAGCGGCGGGAGGUCACACGAAGGCCGACGAUGCCUGCAGGCUGCCUGCUCUCACCCGACGCCGCACGGGCGAGCUGCUGACUCCAGGCGGGGGGCCGCCGGUAAGCUGGAAAUCCGAGGUGCCCGCCGGUGCCUCGCCGGCGACGAAGGACAGAGAGGCGGAGGACCCGAAGAUAAGCGGAACGCGGAAGUUGCGCAGCGGCAGCAGUCAGAGUAGCAGCAGCAGCUUUAGCUACAGCAGGAGGCCGUUGUCGACAGCGGAGCGCGUCAGAAGGUCUCAUGAGGCCAGGGGACGUCACGACGAGGAGAACGGGGAGGACGAGCAAGUAGAUGGAAGGGACGCGGUGCUGGACCGAAGAGCGGAGGAUGUCGCACUAGCCAAGCAGUCGAGGAGGCAGGAAGCAGCAUCGUCUUUGCGGCAAGACAGCAAGCAUCGCAGCGAGCACGGGCUCCGUGAGAAGGACAGAAGCCACGAAGCCUCGGUGGAACAAGAAGGCUACACCUCGGGGGCCCCGUUCACAGCGAACGUGCCAGCGUAUGACAGGCGGGAAAAGCGCCGGUCGGGACGCACACCCGACUCGUCCGCUGUACGUGUACAUCAGCCGCCCGUGCAGGCGAGGACUGAACCGGCGACUUCGCCGAGUUCCUGCGGUCCUGUCGUCGAGCUACGUCCCAGGUUGCCCUCUCAAAGAGAGGCGCCUCUGCCUCAUCCGGCCGAUAUCGAAACGCCUCCAGGCAGACGCAGCAGCGCGCUCGCUGCGUCAGAGAGCGACACGUGGGGUCGAGAGGGGUGUGACGAAGUUGCGCGGAGCGAGGUGUGGUCGCGGAAAGCAGAGGUCUAUGAGGAGAGGAUCCCAACGCGCUCGCCGGCAUCGCGCCAGUCAGCCGCUACAAGUGAAACCGAGAGAGUGCACAGCUAUUUGCAGCUCUACGCGGCGCGCGCACGACGACGUGGUGACAAGGAUGUCGAGCGAGAUCCUCCACAGGGCGACGUGUGCACGCCGAAGGUCAGCGGGGCGGCGCCUCCCGGUGUUGGCGGCACCACGCCCUCUGCACGUGGACCGAGACCCGCGGCGGCGCGCUCUGGAGCGGCAACGCCUCUCCCCCCACCAAGCGCACACGUUUCCGCUUCCCCAUCGGACAGGUCGCGCAUGCCGGAACUGAUGGGAAAGCCGCUCAACGCGAGAGACGCCAGCCCCCCCCCCCAGUCCUUCUCAAUGCGCGCAGCCGCGGCUGCAACUCGCGGCGAGGCGACGCGCGAAUCCGCGCACCGACGACGCCUUGCGAGGGGAGCGGCAACCGGCAGACAGAGACGCCGGAGGCGCGACAGGGCCUUCGAAAGCGGCGCCUGCCUUCGGCAAGGGGCCGCCGGAGUGGGAGGAGGGCUUUGCUGGAGGAAGAAGAGCGAACCCUCGCCCUUGCCGCCUCGGCGGAGGCUCGACGCAGCCGCGCCGACCCUCGAGGUGCCCGAAGCGGCUGCAUCGCGUCUGCCAUCUCCGUCGCCUGCGGAACUUGCGCCGUCGGGUGACGCCUUCUCGGCGUCUUCGCGCGUGGCAUCGGAGAGCGCGGCUGCCCCUCCUUACGUUUUCGACGCGAGCGAUGAGGAGAGUCGCCCGGCGCCGCCGCCUCCGGCGGAGGCGGACGUUUUUGCAGAACCAGAGGCUGCGCCGGGUUCGUCUGGGACGGCAUUCAGAGUCGCUGGGUCCCCGGCUGCGCGAUCGGUUUCGCCCACGGCGUCGCCUGCGAUUUCGAUCUUUUACCGACCAGAGAGAGAGCUUCUGUCCAUUUUGGAAACGCACAGCCGCGACGCAGCCCACGCGCGAUCGGGUGGGCAAGACGGCGCUGUACGUACACCCGGUGCCGAGGGGGAGACGACGCAUGCGGAGCCGCGGAGGCAGCCGCCGCACCGCGCCGUUGCCGAAAAGCAAACAGGGGAAGAAAGCGGCCAACAGCACAGAGGGCACGUGGAAAAGAGGUCGGGCGGCGCAGGCGACAUUCCUGUCCCUGCUGAGAGAGCCGACACACGCUGCGCGGGGGAGCGCAGCCGCGCAGCUCCCCCCAGCGAAGCGCGCGAAGCGGAGGAAGCAGCGAGCCGCCGUGCGGCUGAAGAGCGCACGCGACUUUCUCCGGGUCAGGCGACGGCUGCGACGGAAGGCGAGGCCGACUGGGGGUGGACGCGAGAGGCGAAAGCGGUUCGAGUGGCACCCAGCGAUCCCCAAGAGAGGGAGCAGAGUCCUGACAUCGAGACGAAGACGAAGUACCGCGCUCACGAAGGACGAGCUGAGCCGCGCGUUGCUGAAGCCGAGAGGGCCGAGGCGCCGGUGGUUGCCGCCGGCGAAUCCGCGGCGACCGCGGGGAUCGCGCCCGACACCAAUGCGACAGGAGACGAACGGGGAGACGCCGCCGCACUCGCGUCGGAGCCGGAAGGGCUCAAGUGGAGGAAGGCGAGCGGGGCCCUGGGGCGCCAGGCAGUCGCGGGCGCCGAGCGAGGGGAAGGCGAGGAAGGGACGACCAAAGGCUGUAGAGGAGACGAGAGUGAAGCCAGUCUAGGACACCAGCGAGUGUGCACGGAGAGCGACACACUCGCCGAAGAGCGUCCGCGCAACAAUGAGCCAAGUCGUGGUUGGGCGGCGGCGCUGGAUGCCUUCGCGGCCGCACGCGCACCGCAGGCCCAAGGAGCGCAGACGCGGCUCGAUGGCGAGCGUGAAGCAGCGCCUCAGAGGCGCGACGAGACGCUUUCGAGUCGCCAGGCGCCAAACGAAGCGCCGUCUACUCCGCAUUUGGCGUCGCAGCUUGCGUGGGAGCGUGGGUACCCCCCGCGAGAAGGACAGGUUCGCGAGGAGACACCUGCGAGAGCUGGAGCUGUCUCGCGCGCGCCUCAGGAAGGCCAGGCGACCUCCCCACUGCCGAAAUGCAAAGCAGACUCCCAGGUGCCCGGUGCGACGCGACCGCGCGACGGUGAGGAGGCUGGCGGAGGCUGCGAGGCAGCCGAGGUCCAGAAUGAACGCGAUCGCACAGCCGCGGAGGCUGACGGGAUAACUGAGGCGCGCGACGGGAGAAGCCGACGGGCUCCGGCGGCGUCGCCGCACCGCCUCUGGGAGUCGCGGGGGGGAGCAGCCGAGGGCGAGGCGGCCUGGAGCGGGGCAGGGGGCGAACGGCAACGCGAAAAGACUGACCAGAGGGCAGAUCAGGCCGCGGUCGCGGCGCAGGAGACAGGAAGACGCGGUGGAACGCCCUUGAGUCUUUUUGAGGCGCGUACGCCUCUCGCAUCGCAACUAGCGGAUCCGUCGUGUGGAUCCGCGCGCUCCCCCCCGGCCUUUGUUGUGCAGCACGCCGGUGCUGCGUCGCCACUCUCGACGCAUUCGUCCUCCGUGGCGGCUUCCCUGACUUCGCCUGCGUCGCGCUCUCUAGCGAGUCCGCGGGCGGCAGGGCCGAGCCUUCUUCUCUCCUUUCCGGCUGUCGCCCAGGAAGUCGAGUAUUCGCCGAGUGCCCUACCCGGAGCCGAAGCGAGUCACGGCGGAAUGGGCUCUUUCGCGCCCACUGCGCUGUUCAGGCGCUCGCUGUCGGCGCCGAAUUUGCGGCGGCUGAACGACAGGCGAGUCUCUUUCAUGCCUCACUGCGAUUGGGUUGGUUUCCCCGCGGGCCUCUACGCGACGCUGGUGAGCUCGGGGCGCGCAAACCUGAUGCAGUCCGUGUAUGGCUACGUGAGCGUCUUGGGCAGCUCGGCGUCGAGCGACUUCGAAAGCAGUUCCUACUCCAGCGAGGAAGAGGAGGGAGUGGAGGAAGGAGGACGCCGCACCGAAGAGCCCGCUGAGACGCGCGGUCACGCGACAGCGGACGACGCGAGGUCGCGAUCGGGGUCGAUGUCUUCAGCCGGAUCGGCGUGGGGGGGCGACAGGACGCGCAUGCGAUUCAGGUGCUCGACGGACUCUGGAUUUUCGUCCUCCUUUUCUUCCGGAGACGAAGAGGAGCUCCAGGCGCCGCCCACAGCCGCCUCGCACGACGACGCGGGCUACGACGCCGGGGACGACCUGGCGAAGCGCCGCGGGGGACACAGGGCCGCCGCCGGAGCCUCCAGGGCCGCACAGGGCACCGCGCGGAAGGCGCGGGGGGGCGCCAAGUUGGCGGCGGGAGCUGGAGGGAGAGGGCCUUCUCGGCUCUCGAGGGGGCGGGACGACGAGGAGGCGUCUUGUGAGAGGACGCGGACAGCCGCCGAGCAGCGGAAGAAUGCAGAGCUGUCGUCGUCGGCGGCUCUCAGAACCUCCAGAGACCGCAAUGGGCGGCAGCAGAUCCGGGGCUUGCAGGAGGGGACGGCCCGCGGGGCGGCGGGAAGGGACUCGCACGCUUCGCGGUUGUCGCUGCUUCGCGGAGGCGAUACGCGGCGUGAUGAUACGAACCGUGUCGUUGCCGCCGCGCCUUUAGCGAGCCGACGAAGCCGCGAGCGACUGCCACAGGCGGGCGCCGCAGAAGACGGCGACCGAGAGGGAGGGGGGGCACAGGCGCUGCCAGCCGCGCAAGGCCUUGCGGCGCGGCUUCGCUCUGCCGGCCGACGAGUGCCUCGGCAGUGGGAGCAAGGCGAGAGACUUUCAGAGUCCGACCUGUCGAGCGAUGCCUCAGGCGUAUUUCCUCUACAUGAAGAAGAAGAAGAGGGAGAUUCUGCGCGGGGAACCAGCGACGAGCGGCUUCCGGAAGAGGCUGGAAGGUGUGGGGGGCGGGCCGUCUGCAGCGGCGCCCUGAGAGGACGCGAGACGAAACGAGAGCUAGCCAGCCGACGCGACGGCUCGCGGUCGCUGCGCAGUACGACGAGUAGUCCCGGUGUUGCGCCGUCGCCCUCGCAGAAGCUCUUAGCCGCCGACGAGGAAGGCGGAGACGAUCGGGUGCUGUUUGACUGCAGUACGUCGCUUCCCAGGUGGCGGCGCUAUUCCGCCUCUGAGCGGGCGACAGACGGCAGGGGGCGCGACCGAGGCCCAGACGCCGCCUCGCCGCAGUCCGUCUCGUUGCGCCGCGAGCCGCGAGGCCGGGGCGGAGGGUCGGUGGGGAAGGCCGAAGGCGCGCGAGGCACGCGGCAAAGCUGCGACGCGGGGAGGAGGCUGCCCGCGCGAAGCCGCGAAGGCCGAGAAGGGAGCCGGCCGGAGUCGGGGUCGGGGGCGCAGGGGGGGCUCGCAGGCGAGAGAGGGAGAGACGCCCAUCGCCGCCGGGAGCACCCAGGGCAACAGGCCCGCGAAGGAGGGGCGCGACGCAAGGAGGAACGCAGGAGUGUCGGCAGCCAUGGGGCUACGUCACGGUAUCCGUUCGAUCUGCGGCUGGCGGCUGGUGUUCCGCCGUGGUGGAUGUACGCCGUGUCGCCGUGGAUGGCAAGCCAGCUGCCAUCGCCCUCGCGGUCGAGGAGCACUUCGCUCCGGCCCGGUUUUUGCUCUUCGCCGGCGCUUUGCUCGGCUAGGCAGCAGCCCUCGGUUCCGUACGCGUGUCCGCUGUAUGAUCGAGACGCUGCCUCGCUGCACGCUUGCUACUACGACCCGCCAGGGCCCUCGCAGACGACUGCACACGUCCCGCAGUCGUUUUCCUCGGCGUCCCCGUGCUCGUCGCCGGCGUCGAGCUGUCCCUCUUCGGCCUCCUCCUCCUUCGCGACGUCGCUGUCUCCCCCGGUGCUGAGCUUCUCAGGCGCCUCGCCCGAGACGCGGAGCUCAGCCGCGAAGCACCGGGGGCCUGCGGACGCUGGCGACCGGGAGGCGGCCCUCGGGGACAGCCAGCCCGCGCUGCAGUCGCCGCCUUCGCCGCCGUCUGCGUACCUCCAUGCCCACCACAGCGGCCGCGGCGGCGGCCCGUCGCUGCCAUUCCCCUUUCUUCCGCCGCUGGCUUCCACCGCCGCGCAGGCCCCCCCACUCGGCGCGCCGCCAGAGGCCCCCAGGGCGGGUGCGGGGGGGGACUCCUUCGACUACGGAGACAGACUGUGGUGCCCGCGCGCGGCCGCUGUCCCCGUCAGGCGUCUCCGGCCGAAGCGCCGAGAAGCCGGGCGCCGGAAAACGCACUCGAAACGGCGAGGCAGAGACAUGAUACACGAUGGAGCCCCUGCGCGACUCAAGCCGCGUGACCAGCCGCUCCUGGGGUCCUUGCCGCCUGCCCCGCGGCGCCACUCGCUUUCCUCGCUUCACCCUGAAGCCCACCGCUCGCCUCCGGCGCUGCCUGAUCCGUUCGCAGCCGCGCUCCAGCGCGCGACACCAGCUGGCGAGCCCCCCGUCCCCCCGUUCUGGGUUCCCGCAGCGAACUCGGCAGGUCUCCCUGCGCACGAGCUCCAGUCGGGCGCCGCGCUGCGACCGCGGCUUGGGCGAGGGCGCGGUGGGACACCCUCGGGGACGGGCGGAGGCGGCAGGGACAGGCGCUCAGUGGCUGCCGCGUCCCCCGCAGGCGGGAGCGGCGAGGAGCCUGACCCGACAGAGGAGGGAAAACCAGACGCGGAGGGGGGACCUCCGAGCGUGUCGUUCGUGUCUUCCCCCUCAUCGGUUUCUGGCGACGGCGACCGGUGGCGCCAUCAAGGCGAAGAUCGGCGCUCGCCGCCGCCGGCGCUUGCUGGGUCUGCAGAAGGACGAGCUUCUUGCGCGUUGGCGAGGGGCGCGUCUGACAAGCGGAAAUCCAGAGAGGAGGCGAAGGCUGCGAGAUCGGCUUGGGCACCUCAGGGUGGGCAGGAAGGCAGCCACUUCGCAGUCUCGCACGGCAGCCGCGCGACGCCGUCCCCGAGGGGAGAGCGCGCCUCGAUGGGGGCCGCGGCGGCUGCACGCGGAGGGCCCGUGCCUCCGCCCUGGACUUGCUGGCCGCCCAGCUGGGCGCCGUUCUCGCUGGACGCGGCCGCCGCACUUCGCGUGGGCCUGGGGCUUGGUCUCGGCAUGGGGAUGAGCAGCGCGUCGCUGCAUGCAGGGCGCGCGGCGCACUUCUCUUCGCUCGAUUCGUCCCCCGCCGCGGGCGCGAUUCCUCCGUGGUUCCUAUAUCCACCUCCGGCAGCGUUUCCGCCGUUCGCCGCGUCGCCAGAGCUCCCGCCGGAUGAGGGGCGCGAGGCCGCGGGCCGAAAAGGGGAUCGCGCCUACGCAGGGUGGCCGCCUCCGGGGGCCUCGUGGGAAGGGCGGGGGGGACAUGGAGCCGUGCCGACCUUCCUGGAGUGGAUGCUGCAUCCGCGCGGAGUUCCGCCGCUGCAUGCCGCAGGAGGCGGGGCUCUGGCGGCAUCCUCAGGUCGGCGCCGAGUCGGUCGAUACAGACGCAGCCGAGUCGCGCCCGCAAGCGGCGGAGACGAAGAGGACGUUCGUGAGCACCGCAGGGAGAGAGAAUGCGAGGGAGAUGAAGACUCCGAUGAACACAGACGCAUGCAGAGACACGCCGGCGGUCGGGGCGCCAGGGAGAGGCCCGACUGGGAGGAGACGUUCGAGAGCGGAAUCGGAUUAGGCGGGCGGAAGCGAGAGGUGAGCAGCGAGGACGAAGCGAGCUGUCGAGAGAGGGCACGAAGAGAUGAAGGGGAAGGAAAACGAAGCAGAGUGAGACGAGGCGGUGAAGGGGGUUCGUCGCGGAGGGAGGCGUCUGCAGACAGUGGUGAUGCGGAGGCUAGGAGAGCGAAGAAAGGCCGAGAUGACGCGGCGGGCGUCAGAAAGCACUCAGGGAAAGAAGAUGCGGAAGUCAGACCGCGGCGGGGGAGAUCCGACGGCGCCGACACAACACUGACGAGAAGCGAGGCUGAGGCGGCAGCGGAGGCGUCAAGGCAGCCUGACAAGGACAGAGCGGCGCGCGAGGGCAGCCGAAGAGAGCAAGACGAAGAGAAAAGAAAGGUGUGA